GUUAAUGUAUAUUUCUAUAUAUACAUAUAUGUUAUCUCUUGAUUGCUGUAUAAUUUAUCUGUUUGUUCUACAUAGAAAGGUGAUGUGCAUCAGCACUUUUAUGUCAUGUAAAUUUAUUGUUACCAAACAGCUUACUGUGUAAAUUUAAAAAGUUUAAUUAGUGAAAUGUUUGCAAUGAUUUGUUUUUCUAGUAAAAGUUUAUUGUAUUUUUAGAGUUUUAAACAGUUUGGAGAGUUAAGAGCUUUUCCAGCUGCUGCCAGGAGGCUUAAAUCAGAGUUGACUAAUAUGGACAUGGACAAUGUUUCUAUAUUAGUAUUCACACUCUCUGGAUUGGACGGAAUAAUGGAAAACAGAUACAUGUUAUUUUCCUUGACUGCACUGUGUUAUCAUGUUAUACUGCUGUGUAACAUCACUGUUAUAGUUUCCAUUGCUUCUGAUAAGGGGCUUCAUGAGCCUAUGUACAUAUUUUUGUGUAAUCUGUGUAUAAAUGCUCUGUACGGCACUGCUGCGUUCUAUCCUAAAUUCCUGUACGAUUUGUUGGCCCCACUUCACGUGAUUUCCUAUGCUGGCUGUCUGAUUCAGACUUUUGUCAUUUAUUCAUCUGCUCUGUGUGACUACUCAACUUUAACAGUGAUGGCAUAUGACAGGUAUGUGGCAAUAUGUAGACCACUGCAGUAUCACUCAGAAAUGACAAAUCAGAAAAUUGUAAAGUGUAUCCUUUUUUGUUGGUUUGCUCCAAGUUUUUCCAUAGCACUUUUAGUCUUACUGACUUCAAGAUUAACCCUGUGUGGCUCACAUAUUGAAAAGCUAUAUUGUGAAAACUGGUCAGUAGUAAAACUUUCUUGUUCCCCAACAACAGUGAAUAAUGUGGUGGGAUAUAUAUUUAUAAUUGUAUAUUUUGGACAUGCAGUUCUGAUAGUUUGCUCAUAUAUACAGCUGAUUAAAACAUGCAGAAAGUCAAAAGAGGGCAAGUAUAAAUUCAUGCAGACCUGUAUACCCCACAUUAUUGUGUUGUUGAACUUUACUGCUGCUCUGUUGUUUGAUGUAUUUUACACUAGAUAUGGGUUAAAUUCUUUCCCUCAAAGUUUUCGAAACUUCUUGGCACUGAAUUUUUUAAUUGUUCCACCGAUCGUAAAUCCUCUGAUUUACGGUCUAGCACUGACCAAAAUACGACACCAGGUCAUUAAACUUUUCUUCAGAAAAAAAUGCUUUGCCUAACCUGAGCACUGUUAUGUAAAACAUUGUGGUAAUUCAAAGAUAGUUAAUUAAUAAUUUACAUUUACUCUGUUGCAUGUACUCCACUAAAAAUGUGUUUUUAGUUUGUUUGUUUUUGCUGGUAAUUUUUAAAUAUUUUUGUUAUUGUAGCAUCUGCGUUGCUUUGAGAUCAUUUAUUGCACAAAAAGGAGAAAAGCAGCAUCCACUUUCAUGAUUAUACUGAGAGAAAUAUACUGAUGCUGAAUAUGAUAAAGACAUUGAUAUUUACUAAAAAUCUACAAGUUGUUUUGUUUUUUGGAAAGUUACUUUUAGUUAUAGUUCAUUUAUCAUUUAACAAAUUAGAUGUACACUUGGGUGCGGGUUUAUGCUGCUCAGAUAUAUAUAUAUAACAUGUAACAUAUUUUCAGGGAAACUGUAAAAUAUGUAACAGCUGAAAACCAUUACAUUCUGAAAAGUCAAAAGCACAAAUCAUGCAAACAAAAGUAAAGAUUAAAUGCUACCCCUGAGUAUUAAAGUUGGUCUGUUAAGACUGCAA
Astyanax mexicanus (Mexican tetra) is the source of this 1750-nucleotide messenger RNA. Its product is annotated as olfactory receptor 6N1-like. The record is from RefSeq and is a predicted model, not a curated record. The coding region runs from base 286 to 1218 and encodes 310 amino acids. Gene Ontology annotation, molecular function: olfactory receptor activity; G protein-coupled receptor activity. NCBI's taxonomy places the organism in Eukaryota, Metazoa, Chordata, Actinopteri, Characiformes, Acestrorhamphidae. Gene Ontology annotation, biological process: G protein-coupled receptor signaling pathway. The transcript has a single exon. Gene Ontology annotation, cellular component: membrane.